This is a messenger RNA of Canariomyces notabilis, 1515 nucleotides long. RefSeq names its product DNA glycosylase. The record is from RefSeq and is a predicted model, not a curated record. Gene Ontology annotation, cellular component: nucleus. Gene Ontology annotation, molecular function: purine-specific mismatch base pair DNA N-glycosylase activity; oxidized purine DNA binding; 4 iron, 4 sulfur cluster binding. The transcript has a single exon. NCBI's taxonomy places the organism in Eukaryota, Fungi, Ascomycota, Sordariomycetes, Sordariales, Chaetomiaceae. Gene Ontology annotation, biological process: base-excision repair; mismatch repair. The annotation marks the transcript as partial.
CCCUCCCGCUCACACCCCCUAUCCUACCACCGCCCCCUCCUCCUGACCUCCACCACCACCCGGCAGUCUCUCCUAACCUGGUUCGAGACGGUGCACACCGCGCGCAACAUGCCCUGGCGGAAACCCUUCAUCAACCCCAACCCCUCCUCUUACCAUGACCAAGACCCCCUCAAACUGCGGUCCCGACUCGCCCAACGCGCCUACGAAGUCUGGAUCUCCGAGAUCAUGCUCCAACAAACCCGUGUCAGCGUGGUCAUCGACUACUGGACGAAAUGGAUGGCGCGGUGGCCGACUAUUUCUGAUCUAGCCGCUGCGCAGCUUGAGGAGGUGCUUGAAGUGUGGGCUGGGUUGGGGUACUACUCGCGCGCGAGAAGGGUGCAUCAGGCGGCGAGAAUGGUUUGUGGGCAUGGUUCUGAGUCUGAGACUGGGAUGAAUGGGGUGCUGCCGAGUAGCGUGGAGGUGUUGUGCAAGGUGCCAGGGGUGGGGAGGUACACUGCGGGCGCGAUCGCGGCGAUUGUGUUUGGCCUGCCGGAGCCCAUGGUGGAUGGGAAUGUGCUAAGGGUGCUGAGUCGGCAGAUGGCGGUUUUGGGGGAUGUGAAGGGGGAUAGGAAGGUGGUGGAGGUGCUGUGGGAUGCCGCGGGGGAGUUGGUUAAGGCUGUUGCGAGGGAUGAGGACCCGGAAGGAGGGCCAAGUGAUAGGCCGGGAAGAUGGGGCCAGGCGCUGAUGGAGCUGGGGAGCACCGUCUGCACGCCAAAGCCGAACUGCGGGAAGUGUCCGAUUACUGAGACGUGUCGGGCUUAUGGGGAGGGUUUGGCGUUGGCUAAGGGAGAGAGGGAAUGUGGAGAGGUGAUGGACAUUGAGGAACUUUGCGAUCUUUGUUCGUCUUUUGAAGGGCAACAUGAGCUGGAUGGAGGGAAGAAGACGGUGAUCAGGUCGAAAAAGAGCAGCAAACGAGCGACCCGAUCGCGAUUCUUUGCAUCGACCGGCCGAUCGGAGCACCCAUCCGAAGAAAUGCUUGGAACUGCGGUUAAUCACGCAAGCAAGUUUCCGCUGAAGAAGCCCAAAAAGACGAUUCCCGAACAGGAGACUCUUGUCUGCGCCAUACGUGGCCCAGAUGGCAGGUUCUUGAUUCACAAACGACCAGACAAGGGGCUCCUCGCAGGGCUAUGGGAAAUGCCUAGCUGUGUUCUUCCAGACUCGAACGUCAGCGCGGCCAAGAGGAAGAGAAUGGCCAUGUCAUACGCUUCGAGCCUUGUCACCACGAAAGAAGCCAAGGGAACAAACCCUCGGCCAGCCCCGGCGCUCAGACAUCUUGGAGAACUUGGAAGCAUCCCCUGGCAGUUUUCGCAUCUUCGGUUGACCAUGCACGUCCACCUUUUCGACUUAGAUGAUACUGCUAAACCGGGGAAGCCAGUCUUUGAGCUGGACGCACACCAAAGAUGGGCUUCGCAGGAGGCCCUCGUAACGAUGGGAACGGGUAUGAAGAAGUGCUGGUCGCUUGUAAAACAGAGCAUA